Telopea speciosissima is the source of this 1450-nucleotide messenger RNA. RefSeq names its product probable protein phosphatase 2C 25. NCBI's taxonomy places the organism in Eukaryota, Viridiplantae, Streptophyta, Magnoliopsida, Proteales, Proteaceae. Gene Ontology annotation, biological process: protein dephosphorylation. The coding region runs from base 167 to 1336 and encodes 389 amino acids. The record is from RefSeq and is a predicted model, not a curated record. The transcript has 4 exons. Gene Ontology annotation, molecular function: protein serine/threonine phosphatase activity; cation binding.
UUUUUUUCUUUUUUUAGUGAAAGAUAAUCUACAAUAUUCUCCUAUAUUUCUUUAUCUCUUUCCACUCGACUAGUCAAUCGUUUAUUGAAUUCUCUCUAGAGAGGUGUGGUUUGGUUUCGGCCAUCUCUGAAACUUUUUUAGGGUUUUUCUUUUGAGGAAAUGAGGGAUGUUUUCGUGGUUGGCAAGGCUUGCAGCGGCGUGCUGGCGCCCGGUCCGGCGGUACGCCCGUAUGAGCAAGGAUGAUGAGGACGGAGUGGACGACGCGCUUCUCUGGUGCAGAGACCUCGACCGGCAUUCUUUGGGCGAGUUCUCGAUCGCCGUCGUCCAAGCUAACGAGAUCAUUGAAGAUCAAAGCCAGGUUGAGACGGGCCCGCAUGGCACAUUCGUUGGGGUAUAUGAUGGUCAUGCUGGCCCCGAAGCAUCUCGCUUCGUCUGCGAUCAUCUCUUCCUUCAUCUGAUGAAGCUUGCUCGAGAAAAUGGAACUAUUUCCGAAGAUGUUCUGAGAAAUGCAUUUUCUGCGACAGAGGAAGGAUUUCUUUCUCUUGUGCGUAGAACACAGGAAACUAAACCUUUAAUUGCUGCAACCGGAUCCUGUUGUUUGGUUGGAGCUAUCUGGAGAGGAACACUGCAUGUUGCUAAUUUGGGUGAUUCUCGGGCUGUAGCGGGUUGUGUAGGUAGGUCGAAUAACAUUGUUGCAGAUCAAUUGACGAGAGAACAUAAUGCAAGUAUGGAGGAGGUUAGACAAGAACUCAGGUCCUUGCAUCCUGAUGAUCCACAAGUUGUUGUCCUGAAGCAUGGGGUAUGGCGUGUCAAAGGCAUCAUCCAGGUGUCUAGAUCUAUAGGGGAUUCAUACUUGAAGAAGCCAGAGUUCAUCGUUGAUCCAUCAAUCCCAAAGUUUCAGCUUUCAGAGCCACUACGCAGGCCAGUUCUAUCAGCUGAACCUUCCAUAUAUUCAAGACCCAUCCGACACCAAGAUAAAUUUGUAAUAUUUGCAUCAGAUGGGCUGUGGGAACACAUGACAAACCAGGAAGCUGUUGAGAUUGUGUAUAAUUAUCCCCGAGCAGGAAUAGCAAGGCGGCUGAUCCGAACAGCUUUGGAUGAGGCAGCUAAGAAGAGGGAAGUGAGGUAUGAGGACCUCAAGAAUGUUGAAAAGGGAAUCCGGCGGUUCUUCCAUGAUGAUAUUACGGUGGUUGUUAUCUUCAUCGAUCAUGAGUUGCUAGGAAAAAAUACAUCUGUACCAGAACUGUCAGUACGAGGAUUCAUUGACACGGUCCUUCCAUCGGAUUUUUCUGUUUUAGAUGGGAUUGCUGCCCAUGCUAGCUCAGCAAUCCAAUGAGGCUCCGACUGUCUUGGAACUGAGGCCAGUGGAGACCAGGUUCUGGGAGCGUGCAAUCCAUGGUGUAUCCUACCCUUCUUGCAACUGUUGAUGUUUAUUUUCAUAUGAUUUUAA